This is a messenger RNA of Penicillium chermesinum, 936 nucleotides long. Its product is annotated as 3-hydroxyacyl-CoA dehydrogenase family protein. Lineage: Eukaryota; Fungi; Ascomycota; Eurotiomycetes; Eurotiales; Aspergillaceae. Gene Ontology annotation, molecular function: oxidoreductase activity, acting on the CH-OH group of donors, NAD or NADP as acceptor; NAD+ binding. The transcript has 5 exons. Bases 1 to 936 code for a protein of 311 amino acids. Gene Ontology annotation, biological process: fatty acid metabolic process. The record is from RefSeq and is a predicted model, not a curated record.
AUGUCGCCAAUCCAGAAAGCUGUGACGUUAUUGGGUGCGGGAACGCAGGGCACGCGCUUGGCGUACAUGGUAAGGUUCCUCCCGUUGCACAUCCGCCAAAGCAGAACGGCGCCUAAGCUUGUGAAACAUCAGUGGUCCCGCUGCGGCCAACCUGUCUAUCUGAUCGAUAAGAACAAGAGCCAGCUGGAUCGCGCGUGGAAGCAGAUCCAGUCGCUUCGGGAUCAGGGGAGUUACCUGGGCUCGGAUGGCUCUGGAAAAUGGGGCGAUGUUAUUCGUGCUUCUAGUGACGAGCUGAAACCGGCUCUCGCGGAGUCCUGGCUGACAGUCGAGUGUGUGCCGGAGUCUCUUGCGCUGAAAAAAACUGUUGUGCAGGAGCUGGAUAGCUUGGCCGGGCAGCAGACCAUUGUCGCUUCAAACUCGAGCAGCUACACGAUUACAGAGAUUCUGGAUUCCUUGAAGCUGAAGUUCCCCGAUCGCUUUGCAAGUUUGCAUUCGUACUGGCCGCCUGAAACCCCUGCAAUUGAGAUUAUGGGAGACCAACAUACGCGACCUGACAUCAUCUCCCUGCUGAAAGAGCAAACCCGACAACAUGGGUUUGAGCCGUUCCACGUGCGGAAGUCAUCGACUGGGUAUAUUUACAACAGAAUCUGGGCUGCUAUCAAACGCGAAGCCCUAUUCACUAUUCAAGAGGGGGUUGCCACUCCAGAGGAAGUGGAUGGGAUCUUCAAAGCGGUUCUCAAGACUCCGAAAGGGCCGUGUGAACAGAUGGAUGUGGUUGGACUGGAUGUCGUGCUGGACAUCGAGAACCACUAUGCGGAGGUCCGCCCGGGACUUCCUGACGAGCCGCGGAAGCUCUUGAAAGAGAUGCUCGCUCAGGGGAAAUUGGGCGUGAAGUCAGGAAGCGGCUUCUUUGAAUAUAAGGGGAAAGAACAUUGA